AUGGGAAUUAGCAAAGCUGCCUUGCUCUUUCUUUUUGUGCUCAGCUCAGUGAAAGGAGAUGUACUGGAUGACUAUUUAAGAACGGAUGGUGUUUGGAUCCUUACUAGAAAUAAGCAGUUUUAUGAGACAAAUAAUGAAAUAGAAUGCGCAGAGAAAUGUGAAGCUGAAAGAAAUUUUAAUUGCAGGGCCUUCCUAUUCACCAGGAAAAAGCUACAGUGUUUAACAUUGGCUGAAAAUACCAAAACAACACUGACAUUCAGCAGCACAGAUUCAGUUCUCUAUGAGAAGAGAAUUUACCUUCUACAAUGUAAAAGAGGAAUUGGGAAGGACUACAGAGGAACAGAAGCCAAAACUUGGAGAGGUAUUCCAUGCCAGAAGUGGGCAGAAAAAACACCCCACAAUCCAAAUAUUACACCUGAAAAAUACCCCAGUGCAGGGUUGGAGGAAAACUACUGUAGAAAUCCUGAUGACGAUGUAAAUGGACCCUGGUGUUAUACAGCAGAUCCCACGAUCAGAUUUGAUUACUGCAACAUCCCAGAGUGUGAGGGCCAGGUCAUGCACACAGCAGAAGCUGCAGAAGGUCCCACAGUGGAGUGCAUGAUGUGUAAUGGUGAAGACUACCAUGGAAAUGUUUCCAGAACAGAGUCUGGGCUUGAGUGCCAGCGCUGGGAUGCCCAAGAACCUCAUAUGCAUGGAUAUACACUGAAACACUUUCCAGGGAAGGAUCUGAAGAUGAAUUAUUGCCGUAAUCCUGAUGGUGAACUUCGGCCUUGGUGUUUCACCACCAGCCCCACUAAACGCUGGGAGUAUUGCAACAUUCCUCGUUGCACUAUGCGCCCACCAGUUUCUGGCCUGAGUUCCCAGUGUAUUUCAGGGCAUGGAGAAGACUAUCGAGGCAGGAUAGCUAUCACAGAAUCGGGAAACAUUUGCCAGCACUGGAACAUGCAGUUUCCUCACAAACAUGGCUGGAUUCCUGACAGAUAUCCCUGCAAGGGCUUAGAGGAAAACUACUGCAGAAACCCUGAUGGAGAGAAGAGGCCUUGGUGCUACACUAGCAACAGCAGUGUUCGGUGGGAAUACUGUUCAAUUCCCCGUUGUGAUGGGACAGAGCAAGGGAGCGCUGAUGUGCCUGCACAGAUUCCGCAGGUGGAGGAGUGCUAUCAAGGCAAAGGCCUAAGUUAUCGUGGCACAACUUCCAUCACUGAAUCAGGAAGGAAAUGCCAAGCCUGGAACUCCAAGUCCCCACACAAUCUUGAAAAGAUCCUGGAAAAAUUCCCAAACGCGGAUUUGAGGGAGAACUAUUGUAGGAACCCAGAUGGUGAUGACCGCCCAUGGUGUUUCACCACAGACCCCAACAAGAUAUGGGAGUACUGCAAUCUCAGGAGAUGUGAUGAUCGUACAGAAGAGGCCACAUCAAAUGACCAGAAGGCACAAAGUGUUGGCCUGACUACACCCACCACGUCUGACUGCAUUAAUGGCAAUGGUAAAGACUAUCGUGGCACAGUAGCAAAAACUGGAAACGGCAGGACUUGUCAAGAGUGGAGUUCUCAGAGCCCUCAUAGCCACAAAUACUUCACUCCUCUGACUCAUCCAAGAGCAGGCCUGGAUAAAAAUUAUUGCAGGAAUCCCGAUGGAGAUGUAAAUGGUCUUUGGUGCUUCACAACAGACCCAGAAAAAAAAUGGGAGUACUGUGAAAUUCCGCGCUGCUCUUCUUCUGAUCACGACUGUGGAAAAUUUCCAAUGAGAAGUGGGCGAAUCUGUGAGCAAUAUGGCAUGUGUGAUGCAUCUCCAGGGUCUUGGCCUUGGCACAUCAGUCUCAGGACAAGUACCAACACACACCAUUGUUCUGGCACUCUGAUACAUCCACAGUGGGUCCUAACUGCAGCUCAGUGCUUGCAAGAGUCAACAGAUCCCUUUUCCUAUAUGGUCUUUCUUGGGAUACAGAAUCUAAAUGCAGUAGAGCCAUCCCUUCAAAUCCGAAGUGUUCAGAAAUUGUUAAAGGAACCAAGCGGAGCUGACAUUGCCCUGCUAAAGCUUCACAGUCCUGUAAGAAUUAGUGACCAUGUAAAACCAGUUUGUUUGCCUGAAACAAGUCUGAUGGUGGAAAGAAACUCAGUAUGUUUUCUAACUGCCUUUGGAAAAACAAGAGGUAAUGCAGGCAAGACAUUAAAAGACAUUGAAUUCCCUGUGCUUGAAAACAGAAUAUGCCAUCGCCCUGACUUUUUACAUGGGAGCAUCAAUAAUCAUGAAUUUUGCGGUGGAUUUACUUUUGGAAGCGUACGUUACUGUGAGGCUGAAGUUGGAGGACCUCUGGUCUGCCAAAAUAAAGACAGAUUUGUCCAAUAUGGAGUCACCUCUUGGGGACUAGACUGUAGCCAGCCAUCAAAGCCUACUGGUUUUGUCCAAAUUCCUAGCUUUCUUUCUUGGGUCAAGAAUGUAAUGGCUGCCCACUGA
This is a messenger RNA of Cygnus atratus (black swan), 2454 nucleotides long. Its product is annotated as plasminogen-like. Gene Ontology annotation, molecular function: serine-type endopeptidase activity; signaling receptor binding. NCBI's taxonomy places the organism in Eukaryota, Metazoa, Chordata, Aves, Anseriformes, Anatidae. The transcript is spliced from 19 exons. Bases 1 to 2454 code for a protein of 817 amino acids. Gene Ontology annotation, cellular component: extrinsic component of plasma membrane. The record is from RefSeq and is a predicted model, not a curated record. Gene Ontology annotation, biological process: proteolysis.